Molecule: messenger RNA, 2296 nt
Organism: Nothoprocta perdicaria
Lineage: Eukaryota; Metazoa; Chordata; Aves; Tinamiformes; Tinamidae
Product: epidermal retinol dehydrogenase 2-like
Exons: 6
Coding region: 53-970 (305 amino acids)
Cellular component (GO): lipid droplet
Molecular function (GO): oxidoreductase activity, acting on the CH-OH group of donors, NAD or NADP as acceptor
Source: RefSeq, a predicted model, not a curated record
UCCUAGCUGGUAAACAUUUCCUUCAUUAAGCAUCUGACAAAACGGCCUCAAGAUGAACUUCUUCCUGGAGUUGCUCAAAGUUAUCGGACUUACAUUUUAUUACCUGCUGGAGUCCCUGGUGUUCUUGAUCAUACCUAAACGGAAGAAGAGCGUUGCAGGUGAAAUAGUGUUAAUAACAGGAGCGGGAAGCGGAAUCGGAAGACUUUUAUCUAUAAAAUUUGCCCGCCUUGGUGCCACGCUGGUUCUUUGGGACAUUAAUGAAGAGGGGCUCAAGGAAACAAGUAGACUGGCCAAAGAAAAUGGGGCAGUAAGAGUACAGUCUUACAUCUGUGACUGCAGCAAAAGUCAAGAAGUCUACAGAGUAGCAGAUCAGGUUAAAAAAGAAGUUGGUGAUGUUGGCAUCCUAAUCAACAAUGCUGGCAUUGUGACUGGAAAGAGGUUUAUGGAGUGCCCAGAUUCCCUGGUGGAAAAAACCAUGGAGGUGAACAUAAUGGCACACUUCUGGACCUACAAAGCCUUCCUGCCUGCCAUGAUGGCCUCUAACCACGGGCACUUGGUCAGCAUCGCAAGCUCAGCGGGGCUCAUCGGAGUCAAUCGGCUCGCAGAUUACUGUGCAAGCAAAUUUGCAGCAGUUGGGUUUGCAGAGUCAAUUAGUUUAGAGAUGAAAGAUCUGGGAAGGACUGGCAUUAAAACCACAAUUGUGUGUCCUUACUUCAUAAGCACAGGAAUGUUUGAUGGCUGUCAGACCAAGUGGCCACGUCUACUCCCCAUUCUCAAACCAGAGUAUGUAGCUGAAAAGAUCAUCACUGCUAUUCGACAGAACCAGGAAAUUCUGAUAUUACCACGCAGCCUGUAUUUCUUUUUUGCGUUGAAAAACGUGCUGCCUGUGAAAGCGUGUGUUCUCCUUGGAGACUUYGCUGGAGCUCUCCACUUCAUGGACACCUUCAGAGGUCGAGUGAAGAAGGACUGAAAACAGUGCAGGAAUGAAGURUCAGCAGCUCUAAAGGGAACUCUGCUAAGGCUGGUGGUGGGAAAGGUUUACUUGCUUAAAACUGUGGACUUAAGAUGCCUCAGUUUAUUAGUAAUGGCUUUUAAGGAAAUUUGCCUUUUCAAUUAGCUCUUAACAGCUUUGACACAAGCUUAUAUAUAAUAUAUAUGUAUAUACACUUAAUCCAGUGAAAUGAUUUAUUUUUACCUCGUUGCAAGGGGGAAAAUUAAUUGAAGUGAGUUGCCUUGGUGAUGUUGGUUAGAACAGCUUUAAGCCUCUGCAUCCUGAGCUAAUACUGGGCAGUUGUGUGGGGCGUUGGGACCGCGAAGCCGCGGGCAGUUGUGGGGCUGCAGCGAGGGCGCCGGCGCUCCAGGGCCGCGUGGGGCGGCGCCGCUGGAGCUCUCCCAGCUCCGCACUGAACCGAGGGGCUCCAGAGGCUCCGGGAACAGCGGAGUGUAAAAAUCAACUGCAACAAACGGAUGCUUUGAAGCGAAAACCAUGGCUGCAUCGGCGCCUAACCACUAAUGGGGUUAAUUGUUUAGGGUAUCUCAGGACUCAGAUGACUGAAUGUUUGGGGAAAAAUGAAUGUAAAUGAUGAAUUUGUGCUAGUAAUGUACUUUUUGUCUAAUUUAUUUUUAAAGCAAAUGCUAAUGACUACAUCUGUGGAGUAGGACAGUGUCUUUCUAUUUUUUAAGUGCAAUAUUCUAAGAACAAAUUUAAAUUCUCCACUCCUAAGCAAAUUACACCACUUAUAGGUGUAUUGGCUAUCUUCCCAGGUAAGACAACGAGCUACUGAAAGCAAAGAUAUUAUAUAGCGUAAUCAUAGCUCCUUUGGAAAUCAUUCCAGGAAGSAAUGAUGCUGACAGACAUGACAUGAAUGAGAUCACUAUAGACAACUGUAGUUUGAGUUAGUGUUAUGUUUUGUUCCCCUGAUUUGAGGGGAUUGCCCUGCAUAUACAGAAUUUUACCUUUUUCUCUUAAAACUUAUUUUGGACAAACACUGAGGAGGCCUCCCCCUCUUUAACAGUGGCCAUUUACUUGGAAAACUAAAAGCCUGCCUUGACUUUGGGUAAAUCCAAAGGAAGAAAAAGGAAGAUUAUAUUUUAAAUGUCAUUUAAGCACCUGCUGCUUAAUCCCCUCUCUUGUCACAGUACUUGUAAUACCUGAAAAUUAAGACUGUAGAAAGUUCUUCCUUAUGCAAACAAAUGAAAGGAUAGAAUGGAGAAAAGGGUAUGUAGGUGUGUUUGUCUUUCAUGUUGAUCUGGAGACUGCCUUUGUUGUCUAUGCAAUUAGUGACGUUUAUCAGGU